This is a messenger RNA of Sporisorium graminicola, 2733 nucleotides long. RefSeq lists its product as uncharacterized. The record is from RefSeq and is a predicted model, not a curated record. Gene Ontology annotation, molecular function: oxidoreductase activity. Lineage: Eukaryota; Fungi; Basidiomycota; Ustilaginomycetes; Ustilaginales; Ustilaginaceae. The transcript is spliced from 3 exons. Bases 1 to 2733 code for a protein of 910 amino acids.
AUGUCCGACUUCCCCUCCUCGGAGGACGGCAAGAUCUCGUUCAAGGGACGCGUCGUCGUCGUAACCGGCGCCGGUAACGGUCUUGGUAAAGCUUACGCCCUCUUUUUCGCCUCCCGCGGUGCCAAGGUCCUCGUUAACGAUCUCGGCCCCUCUGCUCAGGACAAGAACAAGAAGGCCGCCGAUGUCGUCGUCGAAGAGAUCACCAAGGCCGGCGGUGAGGCCAUCGCCAACUACAACUCCAAUACCGAGGGUGACAAGAUCAUCCAGCAGGUGAUCGACAAGUGGGGCCGUGUCGACGUGGUCAUCAACAAUGCCGGUAUCCUCCGCGACAAAUCCUUCAAAGCCAUGUCCGACAAGGAAUGGGACCAGAUUACUGCCGUCCACAUUACUGGUUCGUACGCAUGUGCCAAGGCUGCAUGGCCCCACAUGCGCAAGCAAAAGUACGGCCGCAUCAUCAACACCUCGUCUGCUGCCGGUAUCUAUGGCAACUUCGGCCAGGCCAACUACGCUGCUGCCAAGCACGCCAUGAUCGGUUUCGGCAAGACCCUUGCCAUCGAGGGUGCCAAGUACAACAUUCUCUCCAACAUUCUCGCCCCCGUCGCUGCCAGUCAGCUCACUGCCACCGUCAUGCCCCCUGAGAUGCUUGAAAACCUUACUCCUGACUACGUCGUCCCGAUCGUUGCCUAUCUCGUCUCUGGCGAGAACAAGGAGGUCUCGGGCCACGUCUUCGAGUGCGGUGCCGGUUUCUUCGCACAGGUGCGACGCGAGCGCAGCCGUGGUGUCGUCUUCAAGACCGACGACUCGUUCACUCCUGCUGCCGUUCGCGCCAGGAUCGAUGAGAUCCUCGACUAUGACGAGAAGCCCGAAUACCCUUUCCGCAUCACGGACGCCAACCACAUGGAGUUCCUCGAGCGCGCCAAGGAGGCCAAGUCCAAUGACCAGGGUGACGGCCCCGUCCGCUUCGAGAACAAGACGGUACUUGUCACGGGUGCCGGUGCCGGUCUCGGUCGGGCGUACGCUAUCAUGUUCGGCAAGCUCGGCGCCAAUGUGGUGGUCAACGAUUUCCUCGAGAAGAACGCCACGGCCGUUGUCGAAGAGAUCAAGAAGGCCGGCGGCAAGGCUGCUCCCGCCGUUGGCUCGGUUGAGGACGGCGACAAGAUUGUCAAGGCCGCCACCGACGCUUUCGGUUCGCUGCACGUCGUCAUCAACAACGCCGGUAUCUUGCGUGACAAGUCGUUUGCUGCCAUGUCGGACCAGGAGUGGCACGCCGUUCUCAACACGCACUUGCGCGGAACCUACAGCAUCUGCCACGCUGCUUGGCCCAUCUUCCAGCAGCAAAAGUACGGACGUAUCGUCAACACCACCUCGGCUGUCGGUAUCUACGGCAACUUUGGUCAGGCCAACUACUCGACCGCCAAGGCCGGUAUCAUUGGCUUGACCAACACGCUCGGCAUUGAGGGCAAAAAGUACAACAUCUUGGCCAACACCAUCGCUCCCAACGCCGGUACCGCCAUGACGGCCACCAUCUGGCCUCAGGAGAUGGUGGAUGCCUUCAAGCCCGACUUUGUUGCGCCCAUGGUCGGCUAUCUGGCUAGCGAGGCCAACGAGGAGCUCACCUCGGGCCUGUUCGAGGUUUCGGGUGGCUGGGUUGCUGCUGUGCGAUGGCAGCGUGCCGGCGGCCAUGCCUUCAGCCACGGCAAGCCGCCCACGCCCGAAAAGAUUAUCAAGAAGUGGAACAAGAUUGUCGAUUACGAGACCAACCCUUCGUGGCCUACCAGCCCCAGCGACUCGCUCGGCGACAUUAUCUCAAACUUCGGACAGUCUGGAGACGACGACGACGACGACGACGCUGGCGCCGGUGGCGACUACAGCGACCCCGAUGACCCCGAAAUCGUGCAGAAGGCCAAGAAGGAGCCGAUUGACGACUCGGAGUUCUCGUACGGCGAGCGCGACGUGAUCCUGUACAACCUGGGUGUGGGUGCUACCGAGAAGGAACUCGACCUGGUGUUCGAACAGGACGACGACUUCAAGGCAGUGCCCACAUUCGGUGUGAUCCCUCAAUUUAUGGCGAGCGGCGGCAUUCCGCUCGACUGGUUGCCCAACUUUAGCCCUAUGAUGCUGCUGCACGGUGAGCAGUAUCUGUCGAUCGCAAAGCCGAUCCCCACGAGCGCCACGCUGGUCAACAAGCCCAAGCUGAUGGAGGUUCUAGACAAGGGCAAGGCUGCUGCGGUGACGUCGGUUGUGCAUACCUUUGACAAGGCGAGCGGCGACCUGGUGUUCGAGAGCCAGAGCACCGUGUUCAUCCGCGGCUCGGGUGGCUUUGGCGGCAAGAAGAGCGGCAAGGACCGCGGCGCUGCGUCGGCGGCCAACAAGCCGCCUUCGCGCAAGCCGGACAAGGUGGUGACGGAAAAGACCACUGAGGGCCAGGCUGCGCUGUACCGUCUGUCGGGCGACUACAACCCGCUUCACAUCGACCCCAGCUUUGCUCAGGUGGGUGGCUUUGACAAGCCCAUCCUGCACGGACUUUGCUCGUUCGGUAUCUCGGGCAAGCACGUGUUCCGUGAAUUUGGCGCGUACAAGGACAUCAAGGUGCGCUUCACCGGCCACGUCUUCCCCGGCGAGACGCUCGAGACGAGCAUGUGGAAGGAAGGCAACAAGGUCAUCUUUACCACUCGCGUUGUAGAGCGUGACUCGCAGGCCCUCGGUGCUGCUGCUGUUACGCUCAUUGACUAA